Molecule: messenger RNA, 1641 nt
Organism: Synchytrium microbalum
Lineage: Eukaryota; Fungi; Chytridiomycota; Chytridiomycetes; Synchytriales; Synchytriaceae
Exons: 16
Coding region: 1-1641 (546 amino acids)
Cellular component (GO): cytoplasm
Molecular function (GO): protein binding
Source: RefSeq, a predicted model, not a curated record
AUGGCCAAUCUGCCAUCGCUGUCGUCGCUUGGCAAUGUCAACUUUUCAAAGAAAUUUGGGCAAUUGUCUCAGUUUGUUGGAGAAAAGCUUGGAAAUACCCAAAAGACAGAAACGAGUGAAGAAUUCAAGAGGCUAGAAGAGGAAACUGAUCUACGAAGGAUACAGACUGAACGCGUCCAUCUGGCUUGUGAAGGAUAUCUACGUACACUAUCAAAGAAGAGACCGUCGCCGGAAGACAAGACAGAAGGAAUGCCAUUAGAGAUCAUGGGAACUUGUAUGAAUCACUUUGGAUCCAUGAUGCAGGAGGAUUCUCCUUAUGGCAAGUCAUUAAGGCACACGUUAGCUCGCUUACUAGUCAAAUUCGGUCAAGCUCAAACCAAGUUAGCAAACAUUCAAUACGACUAUUUCCAACAAGCACGAGACGGAUACGUCGGAAAUCUCAGUCGAUGCUUGCAUGAUAUGAAGGAAUACGCUAAACUGAAAACCAAACUGGAGAAUAGAAGAUUGGAUUUCGAUGCAAAGUUGAACAAGGUGCACAAGAGUAACAAGGAGAAACCUGAAUUGGAAGAAGCAACUCGACAAGCUCAAGCAAAAUAUGAAGAGAGUUUGACUGAAGCUACUAACGUCAUGGUUCGGUUGAAUGCUAAUGAGGAAGAGCAAAUAAGCUACCUUUUGGCCUUCUUGGAUGCUGAAAUGGACUAUUACAAGCAAUGCACAGAGACAUUAUCAGCUGUAGCCAAAGAGUUUGCCUCACUGCCACGAUCAGCAAAUCUACCAAAACAGACACCAUCGAGCUCAUCACCAUUCGGCGAUGACAACAACAAUCCAUUCUCUAGUGAACCAACGUCACCACUAGGUUCACAAACCCUAGCAUCGCCAGCAACAACAUCAAAGCAAAACUUGUCUGGAUCAAGUCUAGGAUUGGGUAAUUUCGGAUCGAUGAGAAUCAAGGAUCCAAUAAGUGGACCUAUUGGUGGAAUGAGUCUUGGUAGUAACCCUAUGAGCGGUAAUAGUAAUAAUGUGAAUGGUGGUGGUUCCUUACGAGGACUGCCGUCAAGUGAACGUAUUGGUGUAAACAGCCCUGCCUUUGGAGGAGUUGGAACACCAUCGUUUGGAAGUCCUAAUAUUGGAGGUGUUUCGAUUGGUAGUUCAAGGAAUGGGUCGCCAGCUUUACCAUCAAGAACAGGUGUCCCUGCAAGUGGGACGAAACAAGUGAGAGUCACAUUCGAUUUCGAAGCUGAAGGGCCUGAUGAAAUGAGUAUACACAAAGGAGAUGUCAUCAAUGUGAUUACAGAAAUAGAUGAAGGAUGGUGGGAAGGCGAAAUGGCUGACGGAAGUGGACGUGCUGGCAUGUUCCCAUCAAAUUACGUCGAGAUUGUUUCCGAUACAUCAGCUCCUGUGAAUAACAACCCCUCGCGUGGACUAACAAGCAGCAUAUCAGGCUCAAAUAUACGAAGCGUGGGAUCAAACCCAAAUAUUUCCAAAGCACCUACCAACAAUCUCUCGAAUUCACCAUCAUUAUCAGGUUCUAGAUCCAACAUGUCGUUAUCUAAUGCUGCUCGAGGAACGACAGGCAUGACUCCUAGUACGAGUUCGAAUGCUUUGAGCAAUGAUGGCGGUGGUGGUGGACCGUGUAGCUGA